Molecule: messenger RNA, 1161 nt
Organism: Microbotryum saponariae
Lineage: Eukaryota; Fungi; Basidiomycota; Microbotryomycetes; Microbotryales; Microbotryaceae
Source: the annotation of a GenBank genome assembly
AUGUCGUCGUCAUCCAGGAGCAGUGACAGCGGCCACAGUAGCCAAGGGUCUGAGGCGUCGUCCUCGUUCGACUGUCGCACCCGUCGCCGCAGGCCGCACGGUGCUGCCACCUCUGGAGCCGGUGUGGAAGAACCGAUUGCGCGCCCCAUUUCGGCGUUGAGCGCCUUGUCGAGUCGUACCGCUGUCCCCUCGAGUCGUCAACAGCUUUCGGAUGCACUGGCUCGACUUCAUCUCGACCUUGACGCGGCCCCUCUUCUACGUGCUGCUGCUGAAUCCUUGGCCCACGAUCAUCGUGAGGUAAGACCAAAGCCGUCCUCCCAGAGCAGCUGGCACGCCCCAAGCGAGCGCUCGGGUCCGGAUUGCUGACUUGAGGGACGAUUCUGCCCCGCACUCGGUCUGCACUCUGCAAGUCCUGUAGCAUCCACCUGAAGCGAAAUCACGUGCUGCAGUAGAAUCAGUCUCGUCGGUAGGUCCUGCUCUCCAUCCUCGAUCUCAUGCAUGGCUAAUGCUCGGCCUAACCCGCCGCGGGCGAUGCGCAUGCUUAUCGCCUAAGGCCCACAUUUGGACUUUGGAGUCGAGCGAGGUCAACUCUUCCUACGCCGACUCGUACACGGCCGAUCUGCUGUCGAAUCCGGACCGAUUUUUCACGUCGACUUCCUCGGAAAAGGUUAUCUUUUACCAGUCGUUCAUCUUGCAGUGGCGUAAGUUUGACCUGUGUCUGCAUUGAAGUCGUAUGCUGAGAAACCUUGCACCUCCCCUCUAGAGCUCAAGCCGGUCCACAGUCUUCCCAACACCAUCACCUCGUGCAAGAAGGUGUUGAGGACGGUCAACGUCAACAUCGCCGAGCUCCUUUCCGUCAUGAGGAGCGGUGGGAGCUUGACCAGCGUGCCCAUGGUCAGCCUUUGACGUGUCGAGAGCGCAUGUGUCCGUCUAAUCUCACCUUGGGCGGUCGUUGUCCACCAAUAGUACCGUAACAAGACCUUGCUUCGAGCCUCCAUCACGAACGGGAAGAGGUGAGCCCUUUCGCUUCCCGAAAGUAAACUGGCUUGCUCCGAACCGACCCUAACCGCCGUCGACGCUGCUGCAAUCCAAAGGGCCCCUCUCAAGACGGCAAAGCGCGAGAUGUUGCAGCCUUUCUUGGUGCAAGUCAAUUUUGCCUGA